AUGACAGAUCUAUUGGUCGGUACCAGUGUCUGGAAUGGAAGUCGAGCUGCGAAUGGGGUUAGCGCCCGCCAACUUGCAUCCCCAGCCACCGAUCGCAAAAAGCACAUGGCUGGGACGGACGCGCCACCAAGACCCAACGGGGGCCCCUCCACCAAGAUGGUCCAACGCAACAUUACCAUCGCGAUCAUCAUCAUCGUGCUCUUCAUCAUCCUCGCAAUUGUAGGAUUUGCCAUCUACGCUGUCCAGAACCACGUUUCAUUCUUCUCAAAGAAGAAGGAAAUCGAUGAAGAGAGCGCCGACGGAGGGUGA
Molecule: messenger RNA, 309 nt
Organism: Penicillium cinerascens
Lineage: Eukaryota; Fungi; Ascomycota; Eurotiomycetes; Eurotiales; Aspergillaceae
Exons: 2
Coding region: 1-309 (102 amino acids)
Source: RefSeq, a predicted model, not a curated record